Heteronotia binoei (common prickly gecko) is the source of this 5017-nucleotide messenger RNA. Its product is annotated as zinc finger protein 208-like. Bases 275 to 4459 code for a protein of 1394 amino acids. The record is from RefSeq and is a predicted model, not a curated record. Lineage: Eukaryota; Metazoa; Chordata; Lepidosauria; Squamata; Gekkonidae. The transcript is spliced from 3 exons.
ACCUGUUUUCUUCUACUCAGGGAUAUCUUCUUUGCUGUCCUUUUACUGGCUUCGUCUGUUCCUUAGGAGUAAUAUAAUAAAAGAAUUCUGUAGAAGCAGGUAUGUGCAAGGAGACAGUUUGCUAGGGAUGGUGGGGAGAUAAAUACAGAAGAUCCAUACCUGAGGGGAAGAGAGACGGAUGCAAAGAAAACUCCCCAAAUCCCAGGUGCUUUGACAGUUGGAGAAGGCACCUGUUCAUGCCCUCCCACUCAGCAAAACUGAAUGCAUCCUGAAUAUGGAAGCUCAGCAAGAGAGUGACGAAGAAGCCAUAUGGUUGGAUGUUCAACAAGUGAGGGAGCAGGAGAAUCUUCCACUGGAAGGACCUGAACAACACAAUCUUGGUGAAUCAAAAGGGAUGAGUUCCCAGCAACUUGGGAAUGAGGAAGCCUGUGGAAGACAAGAAGUACGAGAAACUGUUAUAACGCUCAAUCCAUUGAGAAAAGAUGCUCUCUUAGCUGAUCAAGUCUUAAGUGAAGCAACCUCCCGUGGAAGAGAAGUCUGUGGAUUUCAACAGGAACGAGAAACUGCUAUAAAGCUCAAUCCAGUGAGAAAAGAUGCUCUCUUAGCUGAUCAAGUCUUAAGUGAAGCAACUUCUCAGGGGGAAGAAACGAGGCACAGGGAACGUUCUGAUCUUCUCAAGAGUCUUCCAAUCCAGAAAAAGAAGAAAACUUACAUCUGCUCACGCUGCGGGAAAAGUUUAAGUAAUAGUUCAAACCUUGCAAGGCAUAAACAGAUCCAUGCAAGACAGAAGAUACACAAGUGUUCAGAGUGUGGGGAAAGUUUUCAUACUAAGUUGAGCCUUUCAAAACACCAACAAUCCCACACAGGAAAUAAGACAUAUAAAUGCUCAGAGUGUGGGAAAUGUUUUACUUCCAAUUCUGACCUUUCAGUACACAAACAAUCUCACACAGGACAGAAACCAUAUCAAUGCUUAGAUUGUGGGAAAAGAUUUGCUUUAAAAGCUUACUGCUUUGCACAUAUCAAAUCCCAUUCAGAAAAGUGUCCCUAUAGAUGCUCAGUAUGUGGGAAAAGUUUUAUGAAUAGAACCAGACUUUCAGAGCAUGAACGAUCCCACACAGGAGAGAAACCAUACAAAUGCUCACAGUGUCUGAAAAGUUUUAGCAAACGCUACUCCUUUACAUUACACCAAAGAAUUCACACAGGAGAGAAGCCAUAUCAAUGCUCCAUGUGUGGGAAAAGUUUUAUUAAUAGUUCGCAACUUUCAGAACACAAACGAUCCCACACUGGAGAGAAGCCAUAUAAGUGCCUGGUAUGUGGGAAAAGCUUUGCUUUUAGAUCAGGGCUGGCUCAACAUGAAAAAUCUCAUACUGGAGAGAAGCCAUAUAAUAGCUCAGAACGUGGACAAAGUUCUAGUACUAUUCUGAAUCUUUCCGUAUGCAAAUCAUCCCACAUAAGAGAGAAUCCGCAUCAGUGCACAGAGUGUGGGAAAAGCUUUAAGUUCAAAUGGAAUCUUGUUGAACAUCAAAGAGUUCACACAGGAGAAAAGCCCUAUAAAUGCUCAGAGUGUGGCAAAACCUAUCGGUUUAAAGCUGGACUUCUCCAACAUAGAAGAUCCCAUACAGGAGAGAAACCAUAUAAAUGUUCAGACUGUGGGAAAAGUUUUUGUUCUAAUUCAAGCCUUUCAGUGCACAAAAAAUCCCACACAGGAGAGAACCCAUACAAGUGCCUGGUGUGUGGGAAGAGCUUUGCUUAUAGAUCAACUCUAGAUCAACAUGAAAAAUCACAUACUGGAGAAAAGUUGUAUAAAUGCUCAGACUGUGGGAAAAGUUUUGGUACUAAUUCAAACCUUUCAGCACACAAAAAAACCCACACAGGAGAGAAGAUGUACAAGUGCUUGGUGUGUGAGAAAAGCUUCCUUUCUAAAUCAAAGCUUGUUGACCAUAAAAGAUCUCAUACUGGAGAGAAGCCGCAUAAAUGCUCAGACUGUGGGAAAUGUUUUAGUAGUAGUUCAAACCUUUCAAAACACAGAAAAUUGCAUAAAGGAGAGAAGCCACAUCAAUGCGUAGAGUGUGGGGAAAGCUUUAUGUUUAAAUGUUCUCUUGUUCAACAUAGAAGACUGCACACAGGAGAGAAGCCUUAUAAAUGCUUAGAGUGUGGGAAAAGCUAUCGUUUACCAUCAAGUCUCAAUUAUCAUGCAAAAUCUCAUACAAGACAGAAACCAUAUCAGUGCUCUAAAUGUGGGGAAAGGUUCAGUCAGAAAUCACACCUUAUUGUCCACAAGGGAAUCCACACUCGAGACCGACCACACACAUGCUUUCAGUGUGCAAAAUCCUUUCAUCAAGCAUUUGAACUUCGGCUUCACAAGAAAGCGCAUACCCGGAAGAAAUUAGAUCAUUGCUUGAAAUGCCGAAGAACCUUCCGUUUGCGCUACCAGUAUCUUGCACACCAAAAAUUCCACAGGAAUAAGAAGCCAAAUAGGUGCUCAAAGUGUGGGAAGAACUUUUUCUGGAAAGGCAGCCUUAAAAUGCACAUGAAAAAAAGCCACGGAACCUUUUCCCAAACAGAUGUUCAACAAGUGAGCCAGAAAGAGAAUCUCCACUUAAGGAUACCUGAGAAUAGCAAUUGCACAGGUAGCGACAGAGAGGAGACUUCCCAGUCAUCUGAGAUACAAGAAGGUUGUAGAACUCACUUUGGACUGCAAAGCUGUGAACAAAUCUAUCCAAAGAGGAGAGAUUCUCCCUUAGAGGACCAACGUUUAAGUGAAGCAUCCUCUGGUGGGAGAGAAGUAGUGGAGAGAAGGUGUGAUGAAAAUUUGAUGCAGAGUUCUGAUCUUUUACAGGGGAAGUCAGUCCAAAGCAAAAAGAAAACUUAUAUAUGCCCGCAGUGUGGGAGAAGUUUAGGUUCCAGUUCUUCCCUUUCAAGACAUCGACAAACCCACAAAGCAGAAAAGCCAUACAUAUGCUCAAGCUGUGGGAAAAGUUUUAGUUCUGAGUCACGCCUUUCAGUACACAAAAAAUUGCAUGAAGGACAGAGAAACCAUCAAUGUGCAGAGUGUGGGAAAAGCUUUGUAUUUAGAUCAAAGCUUGUUCGACAUGAAAGAUCUCAUACUGGAGAGAAGCUGUAUACAUGCUCAAACUGUGGAGAAAGUUUUAGUUCUAAUUCAGACCUUUCAGAACACAAAAAACUGCACAAAAAAGAGAAGCCACAUCAAUGUGCAGACUGUGGGAAAAGCUUUGCUUUUAAGUCGAUGCUUGUUCAACAUGAAAGAUCUCAUACUGGAGAGAAGUUGUAUACAUGCUCAAACUGUGGAGAAAGUUUUAGUUCUAAUUCAGACCUUUCAGAACACAAAAAACUGCACAAAAAAGAGAAGCCACAUCAAUGUGCAGACUGUGGGAAAAGCUUUGCUUUUAGGUCGAUGCUUGUUCAACAUGAAAGAUCUCAUACUGGAGAAAGGCCGUAUACAUGCUCAGACUGUGGGAAAAAGUUUAAAACAAAACAAAACCUUUCAAUGCACAUGCUAUACCACAAGAAGAAGUCAUAUCAAUGUGUGGAGUGUGGAGAAAGCUUUUAUACCAAAUCGUAUCUUGAUCAACACAGAAGAAUCCACACUGGAGAGAAGUCUCAUAAAUGCUUGGAGUGUAAGAAAACUUUUAGAUUUCAAUACAGUCUUGUUCGACACACAAGAUUGCAUACUGGAGAGAAGCCAUAUAAAUGCUCAGAGUGUGGGCAAGCCUUUACAUGUAAAUCUGUUCUUGAUCAACAUAGAAGAAUCCACACUGGAGAGAAGCCUCAUAAAUGCUCGGAGUGUAAGAAAACUUUUAGAUCUCAGGGCAAUCUUGUUCGACACACAAGAUUGCAUACUGGAGAGAAGCCAUAUAAAUGCUCAGAGUGUGGGAAAGCCUUUUGCUUUAAAUCUGAUAUUGAUCAACAUAGCAGAAUCCACACUGGAGAGAAGCCUUAUGAAUGCUCAGAGUGUAAGAAAACUUUUAGAUCUAAGGGCAAUCUUGUUCGACACACAAGAUUGCAUACUGGAGAGAAGCCAUAUAAAUGCUCAGAGUGCGGGAAAGCCUUUAGUCGUAAAUUUGUUCUAGAUCGUCAUGGAAAAUCUCACAGAGGAGAGAAACCAUACCAAUGCUUGAAAUGUGGGGAAAACUUCAGUCAGAAAUCACACCUUGUUGCCCACAAGGGAAUCCACACUCAAGAAAAACCACAUACAUGUUUGCAGCAUGAGAAAUCCUUCCAUCAAGCAGUUGAACCUGUGCCGCACAAGAAAGCGCAUAAACAAAAGAAACCUGAUCAUUGCUUGAAAUGCCGGAGAACCUUCCAUUGGUACAACCAGUAUCUUGUACACCAAGAAUGCCACAGGGCUAAGAAGCCAAACAGGUGCCCAAAGUGUGGGAAGAACUUUUUGUGGGAAGGGGGCCUUAAAAAACACAUGGAAACACCAUGCCAGAGCUAGAUUCUGUGUACAUACGAAAUGAGGCACAAAUAACCUGUAACUAACCAGUGUUUAUAGAAGAAAGAAACCCACUCAAGAGAAAAAAAACAGGUUCAGUCAAAAGUCAUUGCUUUUUCUGCAGCAAAACUUAUACAUACUUAGUAUCGGGGAGAAGUGUCAGCGUCUGAAGUUACCACCUGUAUCCCAAUGAGUUACCCAGCCCUGAAAUUAAUGAACAAAGAACUGCCUUCUUUUGUUGGGGGUGAAACUUCAUGAAGGAACACUCAAAACUUCUGUCAUUAGGGAAUCUCCCUGCUCUAGCAGCCCUCUUUCACAUCCGUGGGAUUCGUCUUUUUUAGGAUAUUUUCCCAAAAGUGUGAUGCAUUACUCAGCCCUGUAAGAGAAAUAUUUUUCCAUGUUGUUGACCAAUAUAUUUUUUAAAAUGUAUGCUCAUUUUUACCUUAAGGUUUGCGCUGAAGGGUUGGCACCUUGCGGUUUGGAACAUGGGAGGGGUGCUGCAUUGAAUGGAGAUGUGGACCAACUUUUUAAAGCUAAAUAAAGAUUUUUAAUUCUGCUUUC